UAACUAUUGGCAUAAAGGAUUUUGGGGAACUAUUACUAUUACUACUAUGUGCUGGCUGAGGUGGCAAGCUACUAUUAGCCAGAUUCACGUGUCCCCUCUUGAGAAAUUUUUACGACUAAAAAACCUCUCAAAAACCUUUGGCAUUUCCGAUUAAAUUUUCUCCGUUUUCGUCUCCGGCGACACGCGAUGGCGGUGCGUGCGACGGUGACGCGGUUCCCGGAGAACCAGGAUGCCUUGGAAUCAUGUGGGCUGCCAUGGGGAGUCACACUGACGCCAUUCGCCGCGAGGGACGAGAACGGUAACCCUCCCGCUUACGGAUCGGACGGGGACUUGUUGCCCCGAUGCGAGAAUUGCUGGGCUUACUACAACACUUUCUGCGAGCAAGAACAGUGGGCAUGGACUUGUGCUCUCUGUGGGACCCUUAAUGGUCUAUCCUCCCAAGCUAUUGCUCGCUACUCUCUUCCCCAGUCUUGCCCCGAGAAUACCUCAUCUUUCAUCGACCUGGAAUUGCCUUUAGAAGAAUCAGAAGAAAUACAGCCAACCCCUGUGUAUGUCGCUGCAGUGGAUCUUUCAUCUUCAGAAGAGUUUCUGGAACUCAUAAAAAGUGCUCUUUUAGCUGCUUUGGAAGCUCUUGGGCCAGGAUCCCUCUUUGGUCUGGCUACUUUUAGCCACAAAGUUGGUCUAUAUGAUGUGCAAGGUGCUGUUCCAGUGGUGAAGAACGUUUUCAUUCCCCCAGAUUCAGAUGGCAGCCUUCCAAUUGAUCUUGAGGAUGUGAUGCCUUUAUCUUCAUUUUUGGCCCCGGUUGAUACGUGUAAGGAUCGUAUUGCUGCUGCUCUGGAAACCCUGAGACCGACAAAUUCAUGGGAAAGGACCACUGCUGCAGGUCAAGGAUUAGAUGGAGUUUUGCUAGGUGGACGAGGUUUUGGUGUGGCAAUGGAUGCUCUUUUGAAUUAUCUUGGGUCAGAAUAUGGGAAUACGUUUGCGUUAGGGAGAAUCUUCGCUUUUCUGUCUGGUCCACCUGAUUAUGGUGCUGGACAACUUGAUACAAGAAGAUAUGGCGAGCAAUAUGCCAGUAAAGGAGAGGAUGCAGAUCGUGCUUUACUCCCAGAGCAGACACCUUUCUAUAAAGAUUUGGCUGCUGUUGCUGUUCAAGCAGGUGUUUGUGUUGACAUAUUUGCCGUCACAAAUGAGUACACAGAUCUAGCAUCCUUAAAAUUUCUAAGUAUCGAGAGUGGAGGGUCACUUUUUCUAUAUGCAAAUACAGACAAUUCAACACUUCCUCAGGACAUGUAUCGCAUGUUGAGUCGUCCAUAUGCUUUUAAUUGUGUUCUUCGUCUGAGAACAUCCUCUGAAUUCAAAAUUGGCCACUCUUAUGGUCAUUUUUUCCCAGAUCCGCAAUAUGAGAAUGUCCAACACAUCAUUUGCUGUGAUUCUUUUGCCACCUACGCUUAUGAUUUUGACUUUGCAAAUGAUACUGGGUUUUCCAGGCACACUUCAGAACUUCCUAUGCUGCAAUUUGCAUUUCAGUACACGGUUGUAGUACCCCCGGAGGAAUUGUCGAGCUCAUCUCCAAGUUCCUCUACCAGAAACAAGCAUUCCUUAAAGAGAAGAUUAAGGAUCCGCACUAUACAACUAGGGACCGCUCAUAAUUUUAAUGAAAUUUAUGACAGUGUUGAUCCAGAAGUGGUAUUGUCUAUACUUGUUCACAAGGUCAUAUUAGCAUCUUUGGAACAAGGAGUUCGAGAAGGCAGGAUGUUGCUUCAUGAUUGGCUUGUUAUCCUCACCGCUCAGUACAAUGAUGCUCUCAAACUUCUUCAGUUUGAGCAUGGAAGUUCAGGACCACAAGUUGAUGUUGCCUUCUCCCAGUGUCCUCAGCUGCAGCCUCUACCACGCUUGGUAUUUGCUUUGCUGCGAAAUCCUCUUCUUCGCCUACAUGAAGAAGGUGUUCAUCCAGAUUAUCGGAUAUACCUACAGUGUCUAUUCAGUGCUUUGGAACCUUCAUCUCUUCUCCGAGCUAUAUAUCCAAUGUUGACAUCGUAUUCCACCCCGGAUAAACAAGCCUUUCCUCGCCAUUCCUUGAGUCGUGCUGCAUUGAUGACGAGUGGAAGUCCGAUAUUUUUCCUUGAUGCCUUCACUACUCUGAUUGUAUUUUAUUCCUCCACAGCAGACGCGUCACUCCCUUUUCCUCCACCCCAAGAUUGUUUAUUGAGAACUACCAUAAACCAGCUAAAGCAAGAGAGAAGCAUUACUCCGAAACUCAUGUUUAUCAGAGGAGGGCAGGAUGAUGCCACAGUUUUUGAAAACUAUCUAAUCGAGGAACAGGAUGUGGAAGGCAUCGGCUUCUCUAGCGUCAUGGGAUUUGUUUCCUUCCUGGAGGAGAUAAAUCGCGGGGUGUUAGAAUACCUGAAAUAGGCGAUCCACAUAUUCAUUAAUAACAUGUAAAGUUAUAGCGGGGAUUGAAUGGCUGGCAUUGCAACAAGAGGAUGUGUUGUCGAUUGUAGUUGCUGUCAGAGAGAUGAAAUGUCUUGAAGAUUUGUAGAUGAGGCAUUUCAGUUUCCAAUCUUGUACCGAUCUUUUUAAUUCUUAUACAUAUAUACACAGUCUGGGAAGAUCUUGGUGAGAGCACUUGAGGAAAUGAUUAAUCUUCCAAUAGUUUUUGUAAGCUACUGACAAAUCAUUCAUCUUGUUGAAUCAAUUCCAAUUUUGAUCCUGUGUACCGGGUUCCUUGCUCUUACAUUGCGUUUCAAACAGUGAAAAUAAGAAUGUCCGACUCUGGUAGGUUCUCGUCGUUAUUAUUUUUCAUUUUUUAAAUAUUAAAGAAUGUCAGGCAAGACAGUAUGAUCUCAUUUUCUCAUUCAUGAAAGCUGAUUUUUUCUAAAAUGUAUUGAAG
Oldenlandia corymbosa var. corymbosa is the source of this 2890-nucleotide messenger RNA. The record is from the annotation of a GenBank genome assembly. Lineage: Eukaryota; Viridiplantae; Streptophyta; Magnoliopsida; Gentianales; Rubiaceae.